Hippocampus comes (tiger tail seahorse) is the source of this 1964-nucleotide messenger RNA. It is a transcript of the gene sdc4, whose product is annotated as syndecan 4. The coding region runs from base 192 to 899 and encodes 235 amino acids. The record is from RefSeq and is a predicted model, not a curated record. Gene Ontology annotation, cellular component: cell surface; membrane. The transcript is spliced from 5 exons. Lineage: Eukaryota; Metazoa; Chordata; Actinopteri; Syngnathiformes; Syngnathidae. Gene Ontology annotation, biological process: cell migration.
GAGGGCACAAGUUAUACGAGAGGAAAAAGACGACGGUCACCAAAAGUCGUCCGUCAAAGUUGGCAGAGGAUAACAACAAUAACUGUCCCUUUUGAACCAAGUUGAAGUCUGAGACGCCGCGACGAACCCCGAGUUCCCGUAGCCGUGAUUUCUUUUUAGAUUGCAGCUGAGAGAAUUUAAGCAAAGUCAAAAUGUCAACUUUUGGAAGUUCGGCAAACGUUUUGGCUUUCGGCCUCCUGCUCUUUUUGUCCACUUGGUUGUUGCGCGUCACCUCCGAGUCGGUGAGGGAGACGGAGACGUGGAUGCCAUUGAAGGCUGCGGUGACCCACCAGAACGACAGCCAGGAGUCAUCGGGAGACUUUGGUUUCACGGACAAUGAGGAAGACGAAGAUGAGGAAGAGGAUGACUAUUACUAUGAUGACUGGGAAAACGAAGAUGAAGACGAAGACUAUGAAGAUGAGGUGUCGGGGUCGGGUGACAACGGCGCAGAGAACGAGCGCUCAUCUCCUGAACGUGACUGGCUGCCACCCACUGAGCGUCCCGACGUGGACAACAGGAUUCCGGAGUGGGCCGGCCCAUCUCGCCCCACCAUCCGCCGUGACCCGGAGCCGGACAUUACGGUGAACGACAACGAGAUCUCUCUGUUGCGGAACGGUCCCCGCCCGGGCGACCAGCUUCCCUCCAACGUUCUGAUGUCUCACGCCGCCAACGGCGACGGUGUCUUCUCCAGGACAGAGGUCCUCGCAGGACUAAUCUGCGGUGGCGGCGUGGUCCUGACAUUGGCAGUUCUGCUGGUGGUACUGCUGCUUCAUCGCAUGAAAAAGAAAGACGAAGGAAGCUACGAGCUGGCCAAGAAGCCCAUCUACACUAAGGCCCCCACCGCAGAGAUUUAUGCCUAGCCCCCCCAGCCCCCUGCCCUUAUUUAUUCACUACACACAAGCUAAGCUAAUGUCAGCGCCAUGACGCUCAUCUGAAUAUAUUUUUUUAUUGCCGACGUUGCCUCUUGGAUGAUGACAUUGUUUUUUUCCUUACAAAUAUUCCGGUUGGUCCUCGUAUGAUUUUUUUUUUUUAAAUAUAUAUGUAAUUCCUGUCAAGGAGUUUGCUUGACACUCUGCACCUUUUUAGUAAAAAGUGACUUGUCUUUGUAGACACACACUACACAUUCUUUGGUGUAAACUCUUAAGUGAAUGUGAGUGGUUUGACUUGGAACAAAUCAAACUGCUGCUGACGACACACUGCCGCUAAUGGUACAAGUUUCUCAUGCUAACGCUAAUUAACAAGCUGUGGCAUAACAAGUGGCGUGGGCUUCAGCUGCUGGUUCGACUAGACAAAAGUGGAACUGGUGAACAUUUAACCUCUUCACCUCUCCCUUUGUCUUCGCUUGUUUGUGAUUGGACAAAAUGUGUGUGCAUGGGGUUAGAAUGUGACGUAGCUGCUAGUUAGCUUAGCGAAAACUGGAAGCUGCCUAGUGAACAUUUCACCUUCCCUCUGACCGCACCCUGGCUAGUUUGUGAUUGAACACGAGUGAGUGUGCGUGUUGAAUUGCGUGUGUGUUAGGACUAAUUGGCGCAGGAAGGGUGAAAAUGUGCAGCAGCUGCUAGUUAGCUUUGCAUGGCAAAAACUAGAAAAUUAUCAAAGACCAUAGAGACCCUUUCUUCUAGCUCAUUUGUGAUUGGGAGAAGUGAUGCGGUACUUUUUUUUUCCCUCUUUAGUCAGAUAGUAUUUUGUUGUAGAUUUACUGUAUGUGAAUUAGCAGAAUGUGGGGAUGCGAUGUCUUACCAAAUAUUUCAACCAAACGACUAGUUGGUUUUCUCAGUAGAUGGGAAAGUCGCAUCGUCGUCAUUUUCAAUGUUUUGGGUUUUUAGUCUUUGACCUCCCGUGACUACCGUGCCUUUUGUCAUGAUGCAGUUCAAGGUCAUCGGUCGGUCUUUGUCUCUUUGUGAAAAUAAAAGUUCUGUACAAAA